Messenger RNA from Lodderomyces elongisporus, 2352 nucleotides. It is a transcript of the gene ACO1, whose product is annotated as aconitate hydratase. Gene Ontology annotation, biological process: tricarboxylic acid cycle. The record is from RefSeq and is a predicted model, not a curated record. Gene Ontology annotation, molecular function: 4 iron, 4 sulfur cluster binding; aconitate hydratase activity. The transcript has a single exon. Gene Ontology annotation, cellular component: cytosol; mitochondrion. The coding region runs from base 1 to 2352 and encodes 783 amino acids. NCBI's taxonomy places the organism in Eukaryota, Fungi, Ascomycota, Pichiomycetes, Serinales, Debaryomycetaceae.
AUGUUGUCUGCUUCAAGAUCAGCUGUUAGAGCUACACGUCAAGUUCGUGGUUUGGCUACUGCGCUCAACAAGGAUUCCCAAGUGAAUCAAAACUUGUUGGAAACACACUCAUUCAUCAACUACAAAAAGCAAUUGGAAAACUUGGACAUUGUCAAGGCUAGAUUGAACAGACCUUUGACCUAUGCUGAAAAGGUUCUUUACGGUCACAUUGACGACCCUCACGGACAAGAAAUCGAGAGAGGUGUCUCCUACUUGAAGUUGAGACCCGAUAGAGUUGCUUGUCAAGAUGCCACCGCCCAAAUGGCCAUCUUGCAAUUUAUGUCUGGUGGUAUCCCACAAGUUGCUACCCCAUCCACUGUCCACUGUGACCACUUGAUCCAAGCUCAAGUUGGUGGACCAAAGGAUUUGGCCAGAGCCAUUGACUUGAACAAGGAAGUUUACGACUUUUUGGCUUCUGCUUGUGCCAAGUACAACUUGGGUUUCUGGAAACCAGGUUCAGGUAUCAUUCACCAAAUUGUGUUGGAAAACUAUGCUUUCCCAGGUGCUUUGUUGAUUGGUACCGACUCCCACACUCCAAACGCUGGUGGUUUGGGUCAAUUGGCUAUUGGUGUCGGUGGUGCUGAUGCCGUUGAUGUUAUGUCUGGUUUGGCUUGGGAAUUGAAGGCCCCAAAGAUUAUUGGUGUCAAGUUGACCGGUAAGAUGUCUGGCUGGACCUCACCAAAGGAUAUCAUCUUGAAGUUGGCUGGUAUCACCACCGUCAAGGGUGGUACCGGUUCCAUUGUUGAAUACUUUGGUUCAGGUGUUGAGACCUUUUCAUGUACCGGUAUGGGUACCAUUUGUAAUAUGGGUGCUGAAAUUGGUGCCACCACCUCAGUCUUUCCAUUCAACAACUCUAUGGUUGACUACUUGAACGCCACCGGUAGAUCAGAAAUUGCUGAAUUUGCCAACAUCUACAAGAAGGACUACCUUUCUGCCGAUGAAGGUUGUGAAUACGACCAAGUUAUUGAAAUUGACUUGAACACCUUGGAGCCACACAUUAACGGUCCAUUCACUCCAGAUUUGGCCACCCCAGUUUCCAAGAUGAAGGAAACCGCUAUUGCAAAUGACUGGCCUUUGGAAGUUAAGGUUGGUUUGAUUGGUUCAUGUACCAACUCCUCAUAUGAAGAUAUGACCAGAGCUGCCUCUAUCAUCAAGGAUGCUGAAGCUCACGGUUUGAAGGCCAAGGCUUUGUACACUGUUUCCCCAGGUUCAGAACAAGUUAGAGCUACCAUUGCCAGAGAUGGUCAAUUGAAGACCUUUGAAGACUUUGGUGGUGUUGUUAUGGCCAAUGCUUGUGGUCCAUGUAUCGGUCAAUGGGACAGACAAGACAUCAAGAAGGGUGACAAGAACACCAUUGUCUCCUCAUUCAACAGAAACUUUACCUCAAGAAAUGACGGUAACCCAGCCACCCACGCUUUUGUUGCUUCCCCAGAAAUGGCCACUGUUUACGCCAUCACUGGUGACUUGGGUUUCAACCCAAUCACUGACACUUUAGUUGGUGCUGACGGUAAAGAGUUCAAAUUGGCUGAACCAAGAGGUGUUGGUUUGCCACCAGAUGGAUACGACCCAGGUGAGAACACCUACCAAGCCCCACCAGCUGACAGAGCUUCUGUUGAAGUUGUUAUUUCACCAACCUCGGACAGAUUGCAAAAAUUGACUCCAUUCAAGCCAUGGGAUGGUAAGGAUGCCGAGAAGUUGCCAAUUUUGAUCAAGGCUGUUGGUAAGACCACCACUGAUCACAUUUCUAUGGCUGGUCCAUGGUUGAAGUACCGUGGUCACUUGGAAAACAUCUCAAACAACUAUAUGAUUGGUGCUACCAAUGCUGAAAACGGUAAAGUUAACGAGGUUAAGAACCACUACACUGGUGAAUGGGCUGGUGUUCCACAAAUUGCUGCUCAAUUGAGAGACUCUGGUCACAAGUGGGUUGUCAUUGGUGACGAAAACUUUGGUGAAGGUUCUUCUAGAGAACACGCUGCUUUGGAACCAAGAUUCCUUGGUGGUUUCGCAAUCAUUACCAAGUCAUUUGCUCGUAUCCACGAAACUAACUUGAAGAAGCAAGGUUUGUUGCCAUUGAACUUUACCAAUGUUGCUGACUACGACAAGAUUAACCCAACCGAUGAGAUUGACUUGAUUGGUUUGACUGAACUUGCUCCAGGUAAGAACAUCAUCAUGAGAGUUAAUCCAAAGGAUGGUGAAGCUUGGGAAACCGAAUUGUCUCACACUUAUAACGCUGAGCAAAUCGAAUGGUUCAAAUACGGUUCCGCUUUGAACAAGAUGGCUGCUGUCGCUGCUGAGAAGAAGGCUGGUAACUAA